Pseudoliparis swirei is the source of this 1189-nucleotide messenger RNA. It is a transcript of the gene lgalsla, whose product is annotated as lectin, galactoside-binding-like a. NCBI's taxonomy places the organism in Eukaryota, Metazoa, Chordata, Actinopteri, Perciformes, Liparidae. The record is from RefSeq and is a predicted model, not a curated record. Gene Ontology annotation, molecular function: carbohydrate binding. Bases 93 to 722 code for a protein of 209 amino acids. The transcript is spliced from 5 exons.
GGUUUCGCCUGCAGCCUCACAAAGAGCUCGUUGUCGACCUGAGGCAUGUGGCAGCUGAUUAGUGCGCGUGCGUGUGCGUGGGGGUGUGUGUGAUGAGGCAGGUUGAGGUUGUUACGUCACAGUCCACAGGAGACGUCGGGAGGCGGACACACCGGACCCGCAGCUCGCUUUUGUGUUUCCUCGGGUUCAACAUGGCGGAAACACGCAGAGCGCCGGCGCGCGGCAGGAAGAAAUGGGUUGUUCCCCAGAGGAGCGACAGAAAUAAACCGAGCGUCCAUCCUCCUGACGGACAGGUGGAGAGAGAUCUGGCGGUUCCUUUCAGAGGUCCCAUCACAGGUGGGAUGCAUCCGGGAAAGAAGGUUCUGGUGGUGUGUGUUGUGGACUCGAGUCCUGACAGGUUCUACAUCGCCCUGACGUGUGGCCCCGGAUCCGAGGAGCCGCCCCCCGACGUGGCCCUGGAGCUCUGCGUUCGAUUCGAGGACCGACAAGUCCUGCGCAGGGCCUGCGUGGCCGGAGCCUGGGGGGACGCCGACCGGGCCGUGCCCUUCUUCCCCUUCAUCACGGACCAGCCGUUCAAGAUGGAGAUCCACUGUGAACCCAGUCGGUUCCGAGUGCUCGUGGACGGCCAGAAGCUGUUCGACUUCCAGCACCGGCUGACGGCGCUCGGCGACAUCGACACGCUGUGGAUCAGAGGCGGCGUCACCGUCACCAAGCUGGCCUGAGGUCACGACCUCCGGGAGCCGCAGGGUUCUGGGGUCACGACCCUUUACGGGGGGGGGACCCGCACGCUUGCGGCGACCCGCUCUGUGGUCCCUCUGGAUGUUUGGGAUUCAGAUGAUCGACGUGGAGAGAGAGAGAGAGGGAGAGAGACACUCACUCUGGGUGGGAACUGUCUUUUGUGAACGUUUUGAAACAUUCAGCAAAAAAAGAUCACAGAAUAUUUCGAAAAUCCCAUUUUUGGGAUCUGAUCGGCCCUUAAUUAGCUUUAUUGUCGUUGUUAUUUUAUGCCAACAGAUGUUCCACCACGACUGUAAAUAUGAAGCCGACACGUAGAGAGUUACCUGAAGGCCGCUGGUGCAACGGUUUGAAUAUUUAUGGAAUAUUUGUAAUAGUAAAUAAAGGGCGACUACCUCAAAACACAUUAAAAGUACAGGAACAACUGUAUGAGAAAUAAACCACUAUUUCUUUA